GCGGAGCCGUAGCCCCAGCCCAGGGCUGGAUGGGAGGUGCGGGGUGCCAGCAGAAGGGCAGGAAGGAAACAGCUUGUGCUGAGGGAAGGAGCUGUCAGGAAGGAGGACAAGCCCAUCCUGCAAGGAACUCGAUGGAGCCAGGCUAUCCAGCGUCUGAAAAACCGGACUGGAAUGGGAAAUAUGCCUGAGGGAACACCCGUGGUGUGAGCUGGCAGGGAGGAGUUGGGGCUGGGGAUGCUGGUCCUGCCCAUGGGAUGAAGGUGCUGGGGGAGGAGGGAGCUCUGCCUUGCCGGGAUUCCCUCGGCAGCCACUGGAGCAUGGUUCCUGGCCUGGAUCAUCCACAAUGUGCUGAUGGGAGCAAAGCAGCUGUGAUGUGUCUCCAUGACUUUGUUGGACGUGGCAAUAAGAGUUCCUGCCCAAGGAUGGGGCUGAGAACUCCUGAUGGUGGAGCAAUGCCAGCCCAAAGGGCCCUUUUCUCCUUCAAAAAGCACCUGGGCAAGGACUGAACCCCUGCUGCCACCCACAAGGGAGGAAGGACAUCUGUGUGCCCAAGGCCAGAGCCAGUGUCCCGCUGAGAUGGCAAGUGCAGAGCCCAACGCUGAGGAUGCAGCCGAGGCUGAAGAGGCCGUCUAUGAGGUGCUGCCCUGUGACAGGAUGGAGCUGAGCCAGCGCCUGGCCGUGGAGGAGCUCAUCACCACCGAGGCCAGCUACGUCCACAACAUCCAGCUCUGCGUGUCCGACAUCCGGGCACACCUCCAGAAGAAGCAGCUGCCCGAGCUUGACCUGGAAGGACUCUUCUCUAACACCAACGACAUCCUCCAUGUCUCCAGACGGUUUCUGAAGGGUCUUGAGGCCACGGCCGGCUCGGGGCAGGAGCAGCUGCUCUGCAUCAGCACCCUGUUCCAGGAGUUCAAGGAAGAGAUGGAGACUGUCUACAAGGUCUACUGUGCCAGCUACGACCACGCCCUGCAGCUGGUGGAGAGCUACCGCAGGGACCCUCGGCUGCAGGAGGAGAUCCUGGACACCCUGAAUGCCACCGUGCCUCACACAGGCGCGUCAGACCUCAGCUUCUUCCUGGUGAUGCCGGUGCAGAGGGUCACCAAAUACCCUCUGCUGCUGGGGAAGAUCCUGGAGAACACCCCGAGCAGUGCCAGUGCCCACUCAGCCCUGGAGGCAGCGGCUCGUGCCAUGGCCCAGGUCAAUGCCAACAUCAACGAGUACAAACGGCGCCGGGAAGUGGCAACCAAAUACAACAAGGCCGAGCACCUGACGCUGCGGGACCGCCUGGCGCGCCUCAACACCCACUCCAUCGCCAAGAAAACCACGCGCCUCAGCCGGCUCCUCAUGCACGAGGCUGGCAUCGUGGCCAAGACAGAGGACAAGGAAUAUGACGACCUGGAAGAGAAGUUCCAGUGUGUGGCAUCCAGUGUGGCCACACUGAAGGAGAACAUGGCAUCCUACCUGGGCCAUUUAGAGGCGUUCCUGCUGCCCACCCCACACCAGAGUGACCUGCAGGUGGACGAGGGCCCUGCCCAGCAGUAUCGCCGCCUCUCAGAGCGCCUCCAGAGCGCCGUUUUCCCAGAGUUUAAGCAGCGUGUGGACAGGCUGGUGUGGCAGCCCCUCUGCAGCCUCUCGGACAUGCUGGAGGGGCCCCAGCAGCUGGUCAAGAAGCGCCUGGACAAGCUGCUGGACUAUGAGGAGAUCCAGGAGAGGAAGAGCGAGAUGGGCAGCGUGAGCUACGACGAGGAGGCAGCCAUGAACACCUACCUGGCCAUCAAUGACCUGCUGGUGGCCGAGCUCCCCCAGUUUAACCAGGUGGCUGUGCAGCUCCUGGAGCAGAUCCUGCGCUCCUUCAGCUCCCUGCAGCUGGACUUGGCUGCCCAGGUCCUGCAUCAGGCAGAAAAGGAGCUGGAGCAGCUGCCCCAUGGCCACAUGCCCCUGCCCAGCUUCUGGAAGGUGGUGGAAGACAGCCUGCAGCAGUCGGGUGCUCAGCUCCGUGCCUUCUGCCAGGCCUUUGAGACCGUCACACCGAGCCCUGGGGCACAGCCUCUGACCCCUGCUGAGGAGAGGAAGGUCCUUUCCCUCGUGAGCAAGCACGGCCCAGACAAGCUUUACCAAGUGACCAGCAACAUCAGUGGCAGCAAGGACUUGGACCUGACCUUGCUGAGGGGACAGAUCGUGGCUCUGCUGCAGGGCGCAGACACCAAGGGCAACACGAGCAGGUGGCUGGUGGAUGCUGGAGGUCCCCGAGGGUUUGUUCCUGCUGCAAAACUCCGGCCCUACAGCCCCAUACAAGUCCAGCAGCCUGGGAUGCAGCUGCUGACCCUGGACAGUGGCACAGAGAGAAGGAGACAUUCCUACGCAUCCCCUGAGGCUCCCAGGCCACAGGUGGCCACCUUCACCCCAACGUUCCAGGUGGUCGCCGGCUUCUCCUUCGCAGCCAGGAGCCCGCAGGAGGUGACCCUGCAGGCAGGGCAGCCCGUGGUGGUGCUGGAGCCCCAUGACAAGAAGGGGAGCACGGAGUGGAGCCUGGUGGAGGUGAACGGCCAGAGGGGCUACGUGCCCUCCAGCUACCUGGUGACCGUCCCCGUGCAGGACCCCGCGGGCUGGAGCUUGCCCGUGUGAGCGUGGCCGGCCCACACCAAGGGCACAGGAUGGGAGCAGCCAGCUUGGCACCUGAGGACACCUCACAGGAGAUGCUGGAGGGAGGCAGCCCCCGGCUGGGAAGGUGGUGGGAGGCACCCGGGGGACACGGCCCAGGGACAUGGGCACGAGGGUGGCACUUGGGAGGCACCUUUUGACGGGAAGCGUGAGGGUGCCAGGUCCUGUGUGUGUGUGUUGGCACAAAGCAAAGCAGCACCAGGGAGUGAGGGCAGGUGGCUGCAGUUAUCCAGGGAUUUGCUGAAAUCCCUGCAAGUGACGAAUGCGUCCUGGGGGUGGUGAGGCUGCACUGCCCCUAGUUAGAGCAGGAUCGAGCAGCGAAGGUACAGCGCUGCAGAGGGAUCCUCAGCAGGGCAUGGGGCACCUGGGCACUGAGCACCUGGGCACUUUGGGUACCUGAGUACCUGGGCGCUGAGCACCUGGGCGCUGAGCACUUGGGCACUUUGGGUACCUGAGUACCUGGGCACUUGGGCGCUGGGCAGAUGGGUACGGGGCACCUGCGUGCCCUGUCCCUGUGGCCGCGCUGGGCUGCGCCGCGCCUCGCGGUCGCCAGAGGGAGCGCCGCGCCAGCGCCCAGUGCCCGCUCGGCUCGUACUGGGAGCACUGGUGCGGGGAGCGCGGGGGGACAGCCCGGGGGGUGCGCCCCGCUCAGGGGGCAGAGAUCCCCACUCCCGGGACUCCCGGGGCCCCUGCGACCCGCACAGAUCCCCGGCGGGCUGACACAGGUCCCAUGGAGGAGGUUUUUUGGGAGAAUCAAUCCGUGUCGGUCCUGACUUGAGGCUCGGCUUGAGAAUGGAGACAGCACUCCCUCUCUCCUUCCCUCCCACCAUUGCCGAGGUAUCCCAGCCCCGUGCCUCAGUUUCCCCGUGGCUGCGCUGUUAGGAGGUGCUGAUGGGGCUGAGGUGGGGAGCCGUGCCGUGGUGUCAGAGGGGAUUUCAGGAGCCCCCCGGCACUGGCGCCGCACGCUGCCCAUCCCUCACCCGCCGCGGGCAGUGGAGCACCCGGCUGGCGUCGUCCCGGCUGCCCUGGGCUCCCGGCGCUGCCCGCAUCAAAGGUGCCCCGUGCCGGCUGGCGAGCGCUGGCACGCCGGGCCCUUCGCCCUGCCCUGCCCUGCCCGGGGGCUGCAGCACGCCCGGCCACCCACGGGCUCGCCGCGGGCUCCCCGGUGCGGCUGUGGCUGCGGGCUGGGCAGCGGGGCAGGGCUGGCGUGUCUGUACCCAGCCUUGAGCAGGUGCCAGGCAGGUGGGGACAGGCCCCAGGCACUGCUCUGUGCGUCCCACGUGGGGCUGGGGGUCUGGUUUGAGGCAGGUGGGGCUCACCCUCCUGUGUACCUGUACCUGUGGGGUGGCUGGGGGCAGCCACCUCUGCCCAGGUGCCCCUGAAAGCCCCGAGGAAAUGGUCACCCACACGAAACCUGCGAGGGGACAGCAGUGCCAGAGCUGGGGACGUGUCCUGGGGAUGCUCCGAGCCUGGGAAAGGCUGAUGGGUUCCUCAGAAAGGGAAAAUGGGCAGGCUGGGGGCCGAGGGUCAUCGAGCAGGGGCUGUGUGUCUGUGCUUGCCCACAGGGCUCACCCCUCCAGCUCCCUGCAGAUGGCUCCGUUUUUUCCGUUCCUAGUCAAAUCACACCAGGUCGGGUUUCCCUCCCGAGUCACCUUCCUGCCAGCUCAGAGGGGUGCACGAGCAAUCAGCCCUGUGCCGGGCAGCCCUGCCCUG
Messenger RNA from Corvus hawaiiensis (hawaiian crow), 4374 nucleotides. It is a transcript of the gene ARHGEF37, whose product is annotated as Rho guanine nucleotide exchange factor 37. The record is from RefSeq and is a predicted model, not a curated record. The transcript has 13 exons. Gene Ontology annotation, molecular function: protein binding; guanyl-nucleotide exchange factor activity. NCBI's taxonomy places the organism in Eukaryota, Metazoa, Chordata, Aves, Passeriformes, Corvidae. The coding region runs from base 442 to 2625 and encodes 727 amino acids. Gene Ontology annotation, cellular component: cytoplasm.